AUUGCAGAUCAGGAUGCUGUGGUCAUCCUGGAGAAGACUCCCAUCAGAAAAGACAUGUUCACGGAGCUCCUCAGUUGUUCCACACUCAGACUGGACAUGAAGAAUGACAUCUACAGCACUUACCGUCUCCAGGUCCCGCCUCACCUCAAUGAGAUUAAGACUACGGUCGUGUACCCAGCCACUCAGAAGCACUUAAAGAAAUACCAGCAGCAGGAGAGUUUCCUGGUGGAAGAGUCGGUGGAAGACUACGAGUCCAUCACGCUGCCCUACAUCCAGCAGCAAAGUUUUAGCUUGCAGUGGGUUUACAACAUCCUAGAGAAGAAGGCAGAAGCUGACAAGAUAGUAUAUGAAGAUCCAAACCCAGACCUGGGGUUUGUCCUGCUUCCUGAUUUCAAGUGGGACCAAAAACAGGUAAAUGACCCGAAAUGCUGA
This is a messenger RNA of Nematolebias whitei (Rio pearlfish), 432 nucleotides long. Its product is annotated as m7GpppX diphosphatase. Gene Ontology annotation, molecular function: hydrolase activity; RNA 7-methylguanosine cap binding. Gene Ontology annotation, biological process: deadenylation-dependent decapping of nuclear-transcribed mRNA. The record is from RefSeq and is a predicted model, not a curated record. Gene Ontology annotation, cellular component: P-body; nucleus. Lineage: Eukaryota; Metazoa; Chordata; Actinopteri; Cyprinodontiformes; Rivulidae.